Messenger RNA from Melospiza melodia melodia, 519 nucleotides. RefSeq lists its product as uncharacterized. The annotation marks the transcript as partial. NCBI's taxonomy places the organism in Eukaryota, Metazoa, Chordata, Aves, Passeriformes, Passerellidae. The transcript has 7 exons. The record is from RefSeq and is a predicted model, not a curated record.
CCCCAAUUGUCCCCGAUUGUCCCCAAUGUCCCCAAUGUCCCCAAUCCCCCCAUAAUGUCCCCAAAGUCCCCCAUUGUCCCCAAGGUCCCUCACCCCCAUGAUGUCGCCAAUUGUCCGGUCGGUGCCAGCGGUGGCCGCGUGUCGGUGCCCGUGCCCUCGGCGGUGACAGUGACACUGGUGGCAGCGGUGGUGGCCCUGUCCUCGUCCUCGCUGUCCCCAAGUUGUCCCAGAUGUCCCCAAUGUCCCCAAUCCCCCACGGUCCCCAACAUCCCCAAUGUCCCCACUGUCUCCAAUCUCCCAACGUCCCCAAUGUCCCCAAUGUCCCUGACAUCUCCAUUGUCCCUCAUGUCUCCCAUGUCCCCAAUGUCCCCAUGCCCGGCGGGUGGCAGCGGUGGCCGCGUCUCGGUGCCCGCGGUGACGCUGGUGGCAGUGACACCGGUCCCCAAUCCCCCAAUGUCCCUGAUGUCCCCACUGUCCCCACUGUCCCCGCUGUCCCCUCUGUCCCCGCUGUCCCUCACC